Cannabis sativa is the source of this 3038-nucleotide messenger RNA. RefSeq lists its product as uncharacterized. Gene Ontology annotation, molecular function: cysteine-type peptidase activity. The transcript is spliced from 3 exons. Lineage: Eukaryota; Viridiplantae; Streptophyta; Magnoliopsida; Rosales; Cannabaceae. Bases 1498 to 2232 code for a protein of 244 amino acids. The record is from RefSeq and is a predicted model, not a curated record. Gene Ontology annotation, biological process: proteolysis.
UUUUCAAUAGUUGUUUUUCGGUUUUUUUUAAGUUGUUUUAUACUAAUUUAAUUUGUCAUUUCAAUAUAGGAAAAAGGCAGUGACUCUUCCAAUGAUGAUGAUGGAAGUGGUGAUGAAGCAGAUUUUGAUUUAAAUGGAUCUGAAGAAACUGAUGAAAAUGAAGAAGAGAAUGUUAUGGGUGAUGAAGAAGGGGAGGGUAGUGAAGGUGAAGACAAGGAUGGUCAAGCCGAUGAAGAUUCUGACUCAAAAGAAAAAAAUGAUAUGAGCAGUGAUGAUGAAUCCACUGAUAGUGAGGAGAAGGUAGAUAAGUAGACAAUGUAACUAGGUUUUAGUUACUUUGUGUGGUUUAUUUUGUUGUAAGUCCGUUUUAGGUUGUGGUCUUGUAAUUCUAUGUUAUUGUUAUGUCUCUUGUUAUGUUUUAUUUUUCAGAAAUUUGCAACUAUUUUUCAGACUAUUUAUUUGUAUUUAUUAUGUUAUUUAUAUGGCUGUGUUUAUAGAAUAUGUUGUUCUCAAUUUAUUGUUGGUCUUCUUAUUUUACUUGUUGUUUUUAUUUUGUUUUUAAGUUGUUAUGUAGUUUUUUUUUAGUUGUUGAAGUAUUUCACAAAUAAUAACUUCACUUUUUUUCCAUUUUCUUUUUUCCUUUAUUUUCUGUAUCAAGAAUUUCGUUGAUUUCAAUGACGGGCCUACUCAAAUAGAUGUUGAGGCUACUGUUCAGUCCGGUGUAAAAGCAGUUGAGAUUAUGGUAAUGUUGCUUUUGUGUUGUUUUUUGGUUGUGUAAAGGUUGUUAUUUUUUACCCAUGCUCCAAUUACUUUUUAAUACCAUAUAUAAACAGAUGUCUUCAGAUGGAAUUGGUGGUGAUCCUUGUAAACAGAUUUCAGUUUCUGAAAAUGUUGAGGUUACGGAUCGUCGUCUUGUUUGUUUUGAGGUAUAUUUUUUUUUUUGGUUGUUUUUUAGUUUCUUCAUACUUUUUGUGUUUAACACUGUCUAUUUUCUUUCAUUUUUGUGGAAAAAAUAUAUUAGAUGGGUGCAACAGGUCUCAAUGUUGAUUCUAACAUUGAACUUGAAGAGGACCCAAUUCCCGUUGAAGAAACUCCUCUUGUUGACAAGAGGAAAUCUAAGAAACCCAUAGCGCUGACGUCUCCGUUUAUGGAGUAUGACUCUUCCAUUUCUAGUUCUAAAGAUGGUUCUGGUUAUGGAGUUGUUAAGUAUGUGGCUGGGUUGUGUCCUCUCGAUGAUAAGAUUGGUAAAGAUGUAGAACAUAAAGACGAGAAUGAUUUUAACUUGUGGCUUGGUGAAGGACGCCGAUCGAAGAAAGAUCCGUAAGUGUUUAUUUUCAGCAUUUUUGUUGUGUUUUUGUAUUUUUUGUUUUUUACUUUACUAUUUAUGUUUCAUUUUUUUUUUUAAAUGUUAGGCAUGACAAGGACAAGGUUUACUUGAAGGGUAAGGAUAAGAUUGUUCCCCCUUUUCGUUUUGGCGUGGAAGAUGUUGCAACCAAGAUGUGGUUCCACAAGCUUGCAUAUCCUGGCCAAUGUUUAACUAAUUCUCAUCUGGACAUCAUUUUUUACUAUCUACGUAAAAAAGGAAAGUAUGCAAAGGAGCCAAAGGUUAAGUUCACAACCACCGAUUGCUUAUUCUUCAAAACCAUUCAUGCUUUGUAUGAAAAAUUUAUUGCACAGAAAAAAAAUCUUUCUUUGAUAACUGCCCAGCAUGCCAUUGCUGAUUAUAUAAGAGGUAGAAAAAUGUUAUGUGGUUCCCCUUGGCAUUUGUGCGAUCAUGUUUUCUUUAUCAUCCAUAUGGAGACUGAAUCACAUUGGAUUCUUGGUCGAUUGAAUAUUGAGGAAAGGCGUAUGUACAUGUACAACUCCUUGUCGACUGCUAUGAAAGAUAGUGCUGCUAUCAAAGCUUGUCAGCCAUUUGCGGUGUUGUUGCCCCACUUUUUUGCUUUGUUUGAUGAGUUCAAAAAGGAAAACAAACCGGUUUGUUUAGACCCUUUCGAAGUUGUUAAGGUUGAUGGUUUGCCUCAACAAACCUCGAAUGACUGUGGUUGUUUCGUUGCAUCGUUCGCCGAAUACUUUAUUGAUAUGAAACCGAUUCCUCCCAUAUUUGAUGUUGAGAAACACCGUGAUAGGCUUGCUGUGUUGUUCUAUAAGUAUGCUCGCAUGAAAGAAGUGGAUUUUAUUGAUAGUGAAGAUGAGGCUUCUCCAAAGGGUCCAAAGAAGAAUUUGUCUUAGUUAUCUAUUGGUUGUUGUUGGAAAUAUUACUUUUUUUAUUUAGCUUUUGUUUUUUCUAUUACCAGAUUAUGUUCAUAAUCAUAGACAAGUUGUUGUUUCUAUCAUGUUUUUUUCUUAAUUGGAAUUGGUUUUUAAUUUGUUCAUAUUUUUGGAUUUUUAAUCUUUAUAUUUACUCUUACUCAUGGCAGCAUACUAUUAACAACCUUAUUACAACCAUCUGACAAACAACUAAAUUGCAUUUGUAAUCACUUUAUGUAGUUUAUUUUUCCUUCUUAUUAAUUUCAACCUUCUUCCACUCAUUUAAUUAUUUAACUAUAAUAUUUUGAUGUUCUUUUGUAUAUUAAUGAUAAUAAUACCAAUUCCCUAUUAUCAAUAUCUCUCCACAUAAAAAAUCUCAAUAAAAAAAUGUAUGUAACAACCAAUCGUAAUAUGCAGUAUGUGUUUUCUAAAUGUUUUAAUAUAAUUGUUUUUUGGUUGAUGUGUAGUUGUUUCCACUUCUAUGCUGUAAUUCUUCUGCAGGUCUUUUUGUUAUGUCCCUUUUGUCCACACUUGCCACACUUGUUUUGUUUCUUUGUUUCCCAAGCUGCUGCCAUUCUUCUUUUCCUCGGCCUUCCAGACUUGAUUCUCUCCUUUGGAGGCAACACUAUGAUGUCUUCAAAAAAUUCUGGAAGUUCCCAUUCUCUUACGUUUCCAACUGGGUAUACUGUUUCUUCAUAUGUUUGCAGCCAUGCUUUUGAUGUGUAGUAUUGUGCACAGUAGUUGUAUGUGUUUAUGUUCAAGUCCUUCAUGACGCGCGAUCGCAUGGU